Elaeis guineensis (African oil palm) is the source of this 1778-nucleotide messenger RNA. The record is from RefSeq and is a predicted model, not a curated record. Lineage: Eukaryota; Viridiplantae; Streptophyta; Magnoliopsida; Arecales; Arecaceae.
ACCUCAUCCGCCGUUGCCAUCCUUCGCGUCCGAUUUAAGGCGGCGAGCUCUGCACCAGUUCCCUGCCCUAGAACUUUUUGUGGGCGACCCGAAGCAAGGACGGGUGGAGAAAUAAAUAGGACUGGGAAGCCUCGCCGUAGAACCUGAGAGAUAGAGGGGCAGGAGAGAAGGAUCCAAGAUGCCGGACUACGGGGAAAGAUACGAAGGCUACGACGACGGGUACACCGGCUACGGAGGCGCGUCUCCUCCGCCGAGGAGCAGCGGCUUCGACGACUUCGGUGAUUCUCGAUCGCAGAAUGAAUUUCAGGAACCUGAAAGGGCGUCCUCAAAAAGCAGAGAAAGGGAUAGAAAUAGGGAGCAUGACAGGGAUAGGGAUCGAGACAGAGAUAGAGAUAGGGACAAGAAUAGGGGUCGGGAUAGAGAUAGAGAUAGGGAUAAGGAUCGUGAUCACAGAGACCACAGAGACAGAAGUGAUCGUGGCCGGGAUAGAUCCAAUGAUCAUGACCGUCAUCGUAACCGAGACUAUGAUAGCAUACAUUUCAGGCGAAGGGACUAUGAUCGUGAUAGAGAAGGGCAUCACAGACAUCAUUCUCAGUCUCGGUCUCGAUCAAAGGGUAGGUCUGAUCAUAGAUCAAGAUCUCGUUCUCGUUCCCGUUCAGGAUCAAAAAGGUAUAUGGGUUUAUCCGAUGAAAUUGUAAGGGUCUUGAUCUCCCCUCAACGAAGGGUCCGGUCAUCCAAAAUUUUGAGGCUUACUCUGGGAUCUUUCUGGUGUUUACUCCAUCUACUAGUCAACAUCGUACAUCUUGGGUCUUAUCUGAUUAACCUACUACUUUACUGUAUGAUUUCGAGUGGAUUACUACAAAAGUAUCAAAAUCUCCAACUAGACAAGCUUCGUUACUUGGCAAUUGUGGUAGAAAGUGAAGAAGCUAAAAACACUACAAAGAUCAAGCAGCUUUUAGGCUGGUUGGCAGCUAUUGGUGUGAAGUAUGUAACUCUUUAUGACAUGGAAGGUGUGCUGAAGAAGUCAGUGGAGACUGUUCUAAAGAGCUCGGCAAAUCCAAGUGUAAGAACAUGCUCUGUUGCCAAUGGAAAUGCAGUGGUUUUACUUCAUCAAGACAGAAUGACAAUAGAGCUACUUUCUUUCUCUGAUGGUAAAGAAGCAGUUGCUAAAGCGGCUAGCUUUCUAUGUUUACAGUAUCUGGAAGGUGAUUCUGUAGGCUACAAUAAGAUGGAGCCAGUCUUCACAGAAACUGAUGUGACCGAUGCUCUAAAAGCAGUAGGUCAUGGUGGACCAGAUCUUGAUCUCCUUCUUGUAUAUGGGCCUGCUAGGUGCCACUUAGGAUUUCCUGCAUGGAGAAUACGGUACACAGAGAUUGUACAUAUGGGAUCAUUGCGAUCCAUGAAAUAUGGUGCAGUUGUGAAAGCCAUUUAUGACUUCUCAAAGAAGCACCAAAACUAUGGUUCAUGAGGCAGAUUUUUAUGUACUAUCAUAAUCGAACAGCAAAAGGUCUCUGAGCUCCACAUGGUCAGGGCAGUCCAUCCGCACAAGUCUACCCUCCAAAGCCAAUGAAGGAUUGAUAUUAGCUUUGUAAUCAAGACAUUAAGUUUCAUAGGCAGUGUGAAUCAUAUGUAUUUUUUUCACUAUUAUUUAGAAAAACAUUUUUAGUUCUCCCUUUAUACAUAGACUCCUCAAAUCACUUGUCUAAUCCCGGUACCUAAUAUUGUCCUUCUAUCGUUUCAGUAGUAUAUAUCAGCAAAAAGUACCAUAGUUUAAAAAA